AGUACGUUGGCCUUCCACUGGCAGGCUUCAACUUACAGGAACGAGCUUCACAUACAGCAAUGAUAUCGCAGAAGGUACCCGUAAAUUGCCUCAAAUAUCUCCACGUAAACCCUUUAUCGUGUCCUUGAUAGGCGUCUCUAUCCGUAGCAAGACUUACACAAUGGUAAGAGCAUCGACUUCAACUUGCCAUCUAUGAUUUGGAAUUGUUUGAUCCCUUGUGUACCAUAAGGACCUCCUACACCGAAAGGUCAAUAACAAGACAUGCAUAAACGUUCCUGAUUAUCGUCAUCAUUACGUCGAGAGGCGCAUUCAACUGCUCGAUAUGACGAAAAUAGACCGAGGCGGGUGAGUAUGGAGCUGGCCCCCAUCCGUUCCCGCCAAACAUGAUCGGCAUACAACAAUGACUUUUCUGCUGAACGAGGUGAAGUCGCCCAACGAAGCAUUCAGCUGAUGUCAUAACCGAGUCUUUGCGGAAUCUGGUGCAGUCAGUCCCUUCAUGAAGGUUGGGCAUUCGAAUGACGGCUAGCGGAAGACGGGGGCAUCGCGCUGUCGGAUGCCUAGCUUCGGAUGGGCUCUGACUUCAGACAUGAAUUUCACCACCCUUGUCCUCGCUGUCUUCGCAGCUGUAGUGUCUGUUCACGCUUAUGAUCCUAACGAUCCAAACUCCAACCCCUUUUACAACUCUCAGAAUCGUGAUAACCGCCCUUACGCGAGUAACUACCCCGGAUAUCCUCCCUUCCCAGGAUUUGGGAGCGACGCCGCCCCCUCCCACGCAGCAACCCCAGCUCCAGGCUUCCGCCCCUUUGGUAAUGGCAACAAUCUCAACAGCCCAAAUGGCCUUAACAAUUUUGGUGUUCCCCGCAAACGUGCCAACGGCAACUAUGACUUCUCGGGCAUCAACAACGCAGCCGAUGUGGCAGCAGGUAGUGUCCCAGCUCCGACCCCUGCCCCUGGCCCCGCCCCGGGUGUCUACCCCGGUUAUCCUCCUUUCCCAGGGUUCGGGAGUUCCACGCCUACUACCACCAGCACAACUCCCUUUGCUACUGACACGCCUACUCCCACAUUUGAUAAUGAGGAGGAUGGUUCAUUUGGCAAACGCGGUGUCAAGUUCGCUCGCGCGGAUUAAACUUUUAUCUCAAGUCAUUAGUAUGCCAUGCUGAGAUGUAGUAUAUCCAAGAAUGUAUCGUUACCCUGUUAUUCCUCCUAAUACUUCGUCAUUGCAUAUCUCAUAAUGUGCCCAAUCAUUUCAAUACUCUUCCAUAGGAUUUUUCCCUACUUUACGAAAUUGUAUCAGCCGAAAACGUUUCAUUCCCCCAUCUCAUUUGAAUGCAAAAUGGAAGCGUAGAAGCUGGAAAGGAAAUUGUUCUCCCCCUUCUCUUUUUGGUGGAGCGUGGUGAUACAGACCGUCACUUUUAGUAACUUCAUUCUCGUGACUCUGGUUGCGCGGGAGAAAACAAGUUGGUUUGUGAAAAGGGGAACCUCUCAAUAAACACUUUCUAGCAUA
Somion occarium is the source of this 1504-nucleotide messenger RNA. The record is from the annotation of a GenBank genome assembly. Lineage: Eukaryota; Fungi; Basidiomycota; Agaricomycetes; Polyporales; Cerrenaceae.